GUGUAAAUAUAAGACUGAGUUCCCAUGGUCCGGGAGGGUCAGCUUCUCAGAGUCCACACUGCGUUGACCGUGCUAAUGAGUUUGGUUUCUUUUCUGACAGCUGACACACGGUAGCCCAGGAGGCCGGAGCCGGCAGAGAACACUCAGUUCUCAGAACUGGAGCUUUCAAAGAGCACCCAGUCCUGGCCUUGCAAAUCGAGUCCGGCCGCUCCUCCCUUUGGGAGAAGUUCCCUCUGGCGGCGGGACAAACUGGCUCCACCCAGCUGCUGAAAUGUGAUACAAGUUGUAACAGGACCGGAAGUUGGCCGGCUGUCUUGCUUCUCAAGUGCCACCUGACCCUGACGCGCUCUCCCUCUCCUUCCGGAGAUGGCCGUGCCGGGACUUGCGGUUGGCGCCGUCCUCCUCCUGCUGCUCGUGGCCACUGUGGCUCCUUACCCCAACGGAAAAGUCACCGAGUCCUGCCACAACAUGGUUCCUCGGCACGGCCACACCCCGCGCCCCGAUCCCGUGCACAGCGUCGCCGUGAGCCAGGCCACGUUCGCACCGGGGGACCACCUGGAAGUGACGCUGUCCGGGCCGGAGUUCAAAGGCUUUCUCCUGGAGGCGCGGGACGCGGAGCAUUUGAGCGGCCCUCCUAUUGGCUCCUUCACUUUGAUUGACAGCGACGCGUCCCAGCUCCUGACCUGCGAAGACAGAGAGGGGUCGGCGGUGAGCCACACAAACGCACACAAGAAGACAGAGAUUAAAGUCUGGUGGAACGCCCCCCAGAGCGCCCCGAACCACAUCCAGUUUCUAGCCACGGUUGUGCAGAAGUACAAAACCUACUGGGUGAAGAUUCCUAGUCCUGUGGUUUCCCAGCCCAACGCACCUCCCUUCUCAACACCUGAACCCACGGCAGCACCUUUGUCCACCUUUCCUCCCGUCUCCCACUUAACCAAGAGAUUCAGUGCCUCCGACUGUGGGAACAAGAAGUUCUGUGUCCGGAGCCCGGCGGCCUGUGACCCGGAGAAGGAGAGCACCUGCGUCUUCCUGUCCUUCGCCCGAGACGGCCAGUCCGUGGCGGUGGAACUGAGCGGUCCCAGCAAAGGCUAUCUGUCCUUUGCGCUUUCUCACGACAGAUGGAUGGGGGACGAUGACGCCUACCUGUGUGUUCGGGAAGAGCAGACUGUGCGCAUCCAGCCCUCCCACCUGAAGGGGCGGAGCCACCCCGUGCUGGAGUCCUGGGAUGCCCUGGAGGAGAUGGCGUGGAGGCUGGAGGACGGCGUCAUGCAGUGCUCGUUCAGACGGAACAUUACCCUUCCCGGGGCGGAGAACAGAUUCGACCUGAACGCGAGCUACUACGUAUUUCUGGCCUCUGGCGCCGCCGAGGAAGGUCAAAUUUAUAGGCAUCCGCAGCAGCCCCUGAUCACGUACGAAAAGUACGACGUGACGGGCCACCCGGAGGACGUGGGAGGGUCCCAGUCUCCGCUCCUUCUGAAGGCCCACGGCGCCCUGAUGUUGGUGGCCUGGGUGGCUGCCGUUAGCAUCGGGGUGAUCGUCGCCCGGUUCUUCAAGCCUGUGUUGUCACACCCUGUCUUUGGCGACGCAGCUUGGUUUCAGGUGCACCGCGCGCUGAUGCUCACCACCUGCGUCCUCACCGGCAUCGCCUUCGUCCUGCCCUUCGUGUACCGGGGAGGCUGGAGCAGGCACGCAGGUUGUCACCCCUACCUGGGCUGCACCGUGAUGACCUUGGCGGUUCUGCAGCCCGUGCUGGCAGGCUUCCGGCCCCCUCUGCACGACCCCAGAAGGCACCUGUUUAACUGGACUCACUGGGGGAUCGGAACGGCAGCCAGAAUCAUAGCAGUGGCAGCGAUGUUCCUGGGCAUGGACCUACCAGGGCUGAGCCUCCCCGGCCCCUGGAAAACCUACACGAUGCUGGGGUUCGUGGCCUGGCACGUUGGGGCCGAGAUCGUCCUGGAGAUACACGCUUACCGACUCUCUCGGAAAGUUGAAAUACUGGACGACACCAGAAUUCAGAUCAUUGAGCCGUUCACCAUAGCGGACGCAGAAGGCCACGCUUUCAAAAAGGCGGUGCUGGCGGUGUACGUCUGCGGGAACCUCACCUUCCUCCUCAUCUUCUUAGCCGCCAUCUACCGCCUCUGAGCGGGCAGAGGCCUCGCCGCCGCCGCCACCGCCACCGACCGGGUCGUCACCAACAUGAAGCCACAGGGACACCGGCCAUGCCGACCGCCCGGGGCAGGGCGGACUCUUGGACUCCGACUUGGAGGAGCGGCACGUGUCUCUCGAGACGUGCUGAAGUCUGGCUUUCAGAAGGCGGUGCUCAGCAGGCCCCUCUGGGCUGCAGAGGGGGGUCCGUGCGGCCUUCAGGUGCCGCUCUGGGCCUUGAAGGGGAGGGAGGUCCGGGAGAGGGGACCCUCAGGUGUUGCCGUGACAAGGUGUUGAGCGUGUGAGCGGCUGUGGAAGGGAACAGGGCCCGUCUGCAGGCCAGGGGCGGCGCCGUGGCAACAGGAGAGGAGAGGACACGUGUCCCGGACGAGGCAAGAACUGGGGUGCUUUAGACACACGUCCGUUUUCGGGACUUCUUGAGGAACUGUGUUUUUUCGACACUUCCCUUGCUCUGUUUUCUCUCCUUUCUGGUGAAGGUGGACACGGGGCUGACGCCACUGCAGGUUUGGUUAACGUUUAAAUACCUUGCGGAUAUUAUCGUUUCUUUCUUAGUUAUGAAGUGUAAGUGUGCGUCUUCCGCUGCAGAGCUGAAGUGGCACUUUUACAUGUCCGCUGUUUUGACAGCAAGAUUGGAGUCCGAUGCCUUUGGAGAUGGUAGACUUGCAUUUGGAAAUUAAUAAAGCUCACCUUUGCGAACGCA
Molecule: messenger RNA, 2866 nt
Organism: Phyllostomus hastatus (greater spear-nosed bat)
Lineage: Eukaryota; Metazoa; Chordata; Mammalia; Chiroptera; Phyllostomidae
Gene: FRRS1
Product: ferric chelate reductase 1
Exons: 17
Coding region: 367-2142 (591 amino acids)
Molecular function (GO): oxidoreductase activity, acting on metal ions
Source: RefSeq, a predicted model, not a curated record